GCGGUGACGUCAGCAGGAUGUAAAUACACCGCCUCGCGGCCCGAUCGGUCUUUUUCCUCCCCUGUGCUGUUCGGGCGGCAAGCCUACACUCUGUCUCUGGAAGAAAUAACACCGAAGCAGCAAAAAUGAUCAUCUACAGGUGCAUCAUCUGCAAUGAUGAGAUGUUCUCAGACGCCUUCAAAAUCAAAGAGCAUCCAAGCGGGAUCUUCUAUGAAGUUGAAGGAAAGACCGUCACCAGGACAGAAGGGUUUGAUGAUUCUUUAAUUUCUGCCAACGCCUCAGCAGAGGAAGUGUCUGAGGGCACAGACUCUGCCUCCAUCUCUGGCGUAGACAUCGUCCUCAACCACAAACUGCAGGAGACGGCCUUCGACAAGAAGCAGUACAUGACUUACAUGAAAGAAUACGUGAAGGCCAUUAAGGCCAAGCUGCAAGAGGACAAUCCAGAGAGAGUGGAUGGCUUCGUGGCUGAUGUCACACCAGAAGUUAAGAAGAUCUUGGCAAACAUCAAGAAUUACCAGUUCUUCACAGGAGAGUCCAUGAACCCAGAGGGCAUGGUGGGACUGCUGGACUACCGUGAGGACGGCAUCACACCAUACAUGCUUUUCUUCAAAGAUGGUCUGCUGGUUGAGAAAUGCUAACUACCUGGAACGACAUCUGCUUUUCAAUUGGCUGCUGCUUCCCAAAAGGCCCCAAGAGCAGACUAAAGGAGCACUAUACUUAUUUUUUUGCAUCAUGCCUGAUCAGAAACAUUCUUGUACAACUUCUUAUAUAGUCACAUUACGGCACACAGCACCACUCCAAGGCUGGGUGAAUCAAACAGUAUUGGUCACUGAAUACAGUUUUUAACUUUUUUCUUUUUGGCUUUUGCAGUGUUUGAUUUUUAUCCUGGGAAUUGGCCCCGUUUUUUGUGAUUAAAAGUAGAAGGCGGGACAGUGAGUGGAGCUCUGACUCUGAAUGAGUUUUUCAUGCCUGAAUACUGUUCUGCAAUGAUCUAUACAGGUUGACCUCCUCAGACCUCUUUGUGUUUAUGGUUGCAUUAAAUAAGAUUCCAUCUACAAUGAAAAGACUGGUUUAAUUUGAAAAUAAAAUCUAGUACCACCA
This is a messenger RNA of Micropterus dolomieu (smallmouth bass), 1101 nucleotides long. RefSeq names its product tumor protein, translationally-controlled 1 (gene tpt1). Bases 126 to 638 code for a protein of 170 amino acids. The record is from RefSeq and is a predicted model, not a curated record. The transcript is spliced from 6 exons. Lineage: Eukaryota; Metazoa; Chordata; Actinopteri; Centrarchiformes; Centrarchidae. Gene Ontology annotation, molecular function: calcium ion binding. Gene Ontology annotation, cellular component: cytoplasm.